CAGCGCAAGCCAAUGGCGCAAAGGGGAGGGCCUGGCUCAGCCAAUUAGCAAAAGAGCACCUUAUGAUUGGAGGAGGCGGUCGGUUUGAAUGUCGCGGUUGUGCAAGUUGUUUUUCAUUGUGCGGCACGGGAGUGGGAAGCGAGCAGUGAUACCGAGUGGCCUUGGAUACCUGACCCCCUCCACUUGUUGCUAUGGGAUCCGCCGACUCUAAAGCCCAAGUAACCCCUUCCCGUCCUCUCCGAAAUCACCUGCUGUCCCGUGUGAAUGACCCGCGCUCCCCGACCACCGGCAUUCCCAGGACUCCUAUUGAGGUGGGGGAGUCUCCCCGGAACACCCCCCAGACAGUUAAAGAGGAGGAGGAGGAGAUACCUGAUAGCCCAGAGAUCUUUGAUCCACGUUCCCCUACCAAUGGAAUCACACGCACACCCCUCAGACCCCCCAUACAUGCUGUUCUGAACAAUCUGGCAAAGCAGUUAAGUGAGGUGUUUGUGGCAGAGGAUUCAUCGACUGAAGGGGGUCCAUUGGGAUUUACUGGUCCCGAGGCUACUAAUCUUGAGAGGCAAGUAGUAGAGUCCCAAACAGCGCCUCCUGCAGGAGAACAUGUAAAUGAUCAGGAGGUGGAGCCAUCAGUAGAAAAGGCAGAGACUCAGAUUGAUCUUAAAGUGUGUCCAGGAGUAGAAAAGGUGAAGAGUCCGAUAGCUGAGAUGUUGGAGACUCUGAAUGAUCAGGAGGAGAGUCCAAUCGCUGAGACAUUGGAGACUAUGAAUGAUCAGGAGGAGAGUCCAAUCGCUGAGACUAUGAAUGAUCAGGAGGAGAGUCCAAUUGCUGAGAUGUUGGAGAAUCUGAAUGAUCAGGCAGAAAGUCCAAUCGCUGAGAUGUUGGACACUCUGAAUGAUCAAGAGCCUGUUGCAGUGGCCCAGUCUGUGGUAUCCACUGAAUCUACUCAGGCUACCGGACAACAGCAGAAGACACGGGGGAAAUCUCCACGUUCAUCAGGUGUAAAGAACGUCCGUCAGCGUCCCAGAAAAGCGUUGCUGUCCUCAUCCUCUGGUCGCUCUCCUCUCCGAAUCCUACAGGAGGAUAACUCUCCCAACACUAAUACACAACACAGACAGGCUAAGAAGUUGUCCUUCCAGUCAGAGCCUGCGCUGCCCCACCGAGCACUUAAAAUCUCACACCCCAACUGGGAGUCGUCCCUCAACAAAGAGAACGCAGAGUACGGCCACAGCAACAGCUGAAUGAUUUUAAAGGGGAAAUAAUCGUAAUAUUUCCAUUUAUUCUCACGAGUAUCUGAGCAAAUCUCUCAUUACCCCUGAUUAAUAAAGGCAAGAGAAUCCUUGUGCCCAACAAGAUAUUUCUCAUGGAACGGGAACGUUAUUAAGGACUUGCUGCUGUGGCCCUGCUCUUGGGUGUAUAAGUCUGCUGGAAAAACCUUUUAAAUUCUAUUUGUGUAAAUAUUCCUGUGUGUUUGUGCCUGUGCAGUUCUGUCUGUGUAAGAAUAAUAAAUACGAUUUUACUUGUU
This is a messenger RNA of Xenopus laevis (African clawed frog), 1522 nucleotides long. It is a transcript of the gene cdca3.L, whose product is annotated as cell division cycle associated 3 L homeolog. Bases 192 to 1238 code for a protein of 348 amino acids. NCBI's taxonomy places the organism in Eukaryota, Metazoa, Chordata, Amphibia, Anura, Pipidae. The transcript is spliced from 6 exons. The record is from RefSeq and is a predicted model, not a curated record.